CAUUCGGGAGAUGAGAUGAAUCCUUCCUCGCGGCGACAAGAUCCAAGUUUGGGAGGAAAGACGACAGUCCCUAGCACAUGUAUAAAAAAAGACGAGACAUUAUCCGAGGUAAAGCAUAAACGAAAGGAGAGAGGGCAAUGGCGUGUGAUCAGAAAUGGGGGCUCGCUGUCGCUGGUGGGGCAGAAGAAGACUUGACUGCGAUUUGAAACUCACGAGCAUCUCUGAAAGCUUAGGGGGAGCCUUACAAGCCAAGCGAUUAAAAGGCAAACACGAUUAGCCCUCUCGCUUUCAGCAGCUCGAGUACCACCAAAAGGGCAAAGCGCAAGGGCGGUGGCGGGGUCGGGGUGGGAAGUGCUCUCCUCUCGUGCUCUCUAAAUUUAUCGGUUUCUCAGCCACAGCCUCACUCGCAUCUCACCCACUGCUGGCACUCAGUGCAGAGUGUUUGCAUGGUUUCUCAAACAUAUUUAUUCAAUCCUAGUCUAGUCGAAAGCAUAGCAGUUGCGCAACAAAAACAGCAGAGAAUUCAAGCGCAAUGCUUCCUCCUCUCGAUCUCAAAGACUUUCAAGAGAAAGUUUCGACCCAGUUCAGGCCAUGGCAACGCUCCUUUCAGUUCUGGGUGCGAGCAGUCGAUAUCUACACCGGCUACAAGGUGUUUCAGCUUAGGAUGAGCUUUGAGAAAGAUAAGGAAAAGCUGGAGGCAAUGUGGGAGAGGCAACAUGAGCAUGCGGCUGACAAGAUUUAUGCCAUGUGUGCUGACCUUGGUGGGUUUUUCCUUAAGGUUGCACAAAUCAUUGGAAAGCCAGACUUAGCGCCGGCUGCAUGGGUAAGAAGGCUCGUCUCCUUAUGUGACCAUGCCCCUGCUACUCCAUACGACAUUGUUCAGAUGGUACUUGAAAAGGAACUGGGUAGAAGCGUGGGGGAUCUGUUUGAAAGAUUCGAUGUUGAUCCUCUCGGUUCUGCUUCAAUUGCACAGGUUCAUAGAGCAAGGCUGAAGGGUGAUAAGGAUGAUGUUGUUGUCAAGGUACAACAUCCAGGAGUUCAGGACCUCAUGAUGACAGACAUCCGCAAUUUGCAGGCAUUCGCACUAUACAUGCAAAAGACAGAUAUUAAGUUUGAUUUGUACUCAGUAACCAGGGAAAUGGAGAAGCAGAUUGGUUACGAGUUUGAUUUCAUGAGGGAGGCUGAUGCUAUGAAAAGAAUCGGACGUUUCCUGAAGGAUAAUAACAAAAAAUCUCCUGUUUUAGUGCCACGAGUUAUAGGGGACAUGGUCACCAGGAGGGUAUUGGUUAUGGAAUAUAUUGAUGGAAUUCCAAUCAUGAACCUCGGUGACGAAAUUGCAAAAAGAGGGAUAAACCCCCGUGGUAAGAUUGCCGCAGCAGCAAAGCAGAACAUACUUAGCAGUUUGACAAUGGCGUAUGGCCAAAUGAUCCUGAAGAGUGGUUUCUUCCAUGCAGAUCCUCACCCUGGAAAUAUCCUCAUAUGCAAAGGCUCAGAGGUGGCUUUGCUAGACUAUGGGCAAGUGAAAGAUCUCCCAGAUGCUCUGAGGCUUGGAUACGCGAAUCUUGUUGUUGCUAUUGCAGAUAAAGACCCUAAAAGAGCAUCAGAGAGCUAUAGGGAGCUUGGGAUAGAUACUUUAAGUAAAUGUGAAAAUGAAGGAGAGGAAUUAUUUAGGUUGGCCGAGACAAUGUUUGAUACGAAGCUGCCUCCUGGAGUUACGGCGCUGCAACCGUUCUCCGAGGAAUCUUCAAUAAAAAAGAUUGCUGUUCAGGCUUUUCCCGAGGAGCUAUUUUCUGUUCUUCGAACUGUGCAUCUGUUAAGAGGUCUCAGUGUCGGUCUCGGAAUUAAUUACUCUUGCGCUGAACAAUGGCGGCCCAUUGCAGAAGAGGCGUUGUAUGCUGCCGGGAGAUUAAAAAGCAAAGAUGUUAAACCUCGACCUCGCAGACGAAAUCUAGUCAGAAGAUUAUUUAGGAGACAAUGAUCCGACCAGAGGACGGAACAGACCUAGAAGUGCUAGUUUUUCGGAUUAUUAUUUAUUUUGUUAGUAUCUUGAUUGAUUCUCUUAUUCCUAUCCUAUGAUAUAAAAGAGGGAGCAAGAAAAAAAAAGACUGGAAGAUGAUAGAAAUCGUUCUGUUUAGUCAUUAUCUUCUGUAAAAUUAAUCAAGUAUUUUGUUGAACCUUCGAAAUUAAAUUUUGGUGAUUUUAGUUACGGCUUUAACCGCAA
This is a messenger RNA of Punica granatum (pomegranate), 2221 nucleotides long. Lineage: Eukaryota; Viridiplantae; Streptophyta; Magnoliopsida; Myrtales; Lythraceae. The record is from RefSeq and is a predicted model, not a curated record.